GGGGGAUGGGGGGGAGGAGUCUAUAAAGGGGUCAGUUGGUACCGAACAGUAACUACUUUGGAAUCCCCCACUCCCUCCCUAUCAUAUUUUUAUUGCCCACUUCUACAAUUCUGCUUUUGGCUCUAGAACCUUUUGAGGUUUUAGCCUUGCUAGAACGGCAUUGUACGGGCUAUCUUAGGGAUUAGCUGUUCCCCUGUAAUUAGUUUCCCCCUGGAAGCUUUCCACGUUUACCCAACUUAUUCCAGAUUUAGAUCUCUCCUCUUCAUUUCUUUGGAAGGGACAUUAAACAUGGACCAAUUCCCUCUUAGCUCUUUUGUCGUUUUAUAGAGGAAGUAGCUAAGUUAGUCGAGAGACUGACUUGCUCACAGAGUUCGCAAAACCGAGAGAACUCCAGUUUCUGGCUACCAGCCCAAGUAUCUUUCCACUGCACCUGCCUAUACAAUACAGUUCCAUUUGAUAUCCCUUAUGUUUCCUGUGGUCGGAAAUAAGGACCAAAUUCGUUUUCUUUCCCAAGAAUUAGCUGCUCUAAGUUUCCAGUUGGUGCUGGAUCUAGGAAAAAGUUCCUUCUGUUUUAGGAUCUACCUCUAUGGACCCCGGUGGCUCAGUGGGGAUCUCAAAGCAUUGUGUAAAGUCACUAGGGGGGCACAUAGCUGGCCUAGAGAAGGCUUGCAUUCAGUGAAAGCCUGAAUAUGAUUGUAGGAAGGCUGCCUCAACACCAGCACACUUACAGGCUGAGCUCAGGGUCGGUAAGAACCCUGGAUUUUUCGGGGUGACCACAGGCCUUUCUAGGACUUGUCUUUCCCUCCAGUUCAGCUAGUCUUCUUUCCUGGAGCUGCACCACCCCUGGUUCAGGGUUUCCAGGGCUCCGGGGGAUACAAACAGGAGGAGGAGGAGAGAGGGAGGGUGGAGGAGUGAGCUCAGCCUCCCUCCUUUGCCAGUAGGGGGAGGAGGAGGGGUCAGGGAUCGAGUCGCCAGCCCAGCCUGCCAGCCAGUCCCGCACUCUGCUAGGACGCAGCGCCGCGGCUGGAUCGAUCGGAAGAGCCUCUUGCCCUUGCCUCCAUCAUCCAGCCUUUCCCAGGCCAACUUCCAACAUGACGGACACCUUGCCGCCCCCGACCCGCAAACCCUUAGACGAGGAGGGAGAAUGCUAUUUCCGAAAGGGUUGUAAUCCCCUGGCUCAGACAGGGAGAAGCAAACUUCAGAAUCAAAGGGCUGUGUUAAACCAACAGAUCAUGAAAGCUGUUCGGAUGAGAAAUGGUGCUGAAAAUCUUUUGAGAGCAACCACAAACAACAAAGUUCGAGACCAGGUCCUCUUGGAACUUAGUUACGUAAAUUCAGAUCUGCAGAUCUUAAAGGAGGAAUUAGAAGGACUUAACAUCUCUGUGGAAGUUUACCAGAACACAGAAGAGACAUUUACAAUUCCCCUGAUUCCCCUUGGCCUAAAGGAAACCAAAGAAGUUGACUUUUCAGUCCUUCUUAAGGAUUUUAUUCUGGAACAUUACAGUGAAGAUAGUUCUUUAUAUGAAGAUGAAAUUGCAGAUCUUAUGGAUUUAAGACAAGCUUGCCGCACACCUAGCCGAGAUGAAGCUGGUAUUGAAUUGUUAACAACAUAUUUCAUUCAGCUUGGUUUUGUUGAAAACAGAUUCUUUCCACCCACUAGGCACAUGGGAAUUUUAUUUACAUGGUAUGAUUCCUUAACUGGAGUUCCAGUCAGCCAGCAGAAUUUGUUGCUGGAAAAAGCUAGUAUUCUUUUUAAUAUUGGUGCUGUCUAUACGCAAAUUGGGACCCGAAGUAACCGACAGACACAAACAGGGCUGGAACAUGCUGUGGAUGCCUUUCAGAGAGCUGCAGGAGUUUUAAACUACCUAAAAGAAACAUUUACUCAUACACCAAGUUAUGACAUGAGCCCUGCCAUGCUAAAUGUUCUGGUCAAAAUGAUGCUAGCACAAGCUCAAGAGAUCAUCUUUGAGAAAAUUAGUCUUCCUGGGAUCCGAAAUGAGUUCUUUACCUUAGUGAAAAUGGCCCAGGAAGCUUCCAAGGUUGGGGAGGUUUACCUGCAACUUCACUCAGCUAUGAGUCAGGAGCCAGUUAAAGAGAAUAUCCCGUACUCUUGGGCCACUCUGGUCAAAGUGAAAUCUGACCAUUACAGAGCUCUGGCUCACUACUUUGCUGCCACCCUUCUGAUUGAUCAUCAGUUGAAUCCUGGAGAUGAUGAAGACCAACAGGAAAAGUGUUUGUCUCAACUGUAUGAUCACAUGCCUGAAGGAUUUACCCCUUUGGCAACAUUGAAAAACAAAAAUGAUCGGAAACAACUAGGGAAAUCCCAUUUACGUAAAGCUAUUGCUGAUCAUGAAGAAUCUGUGAGGGCUGCCAGCCUGUGCAAAAAGCUGAGAAACAUUGAGAUUCUUCAGGAAAUCUUGUCUGUUGCUCACAAGAGGUCUCAUCUCAAAUACUCUCAGCAUGAACAAGAUGAUGAUUUUCUGAAUUUAAUAGAUGCUCCAGAUAUUACCUCUAAAACAGAGCAGGAAGCUGAGAUGAUGGCCCCACAGUUUUCCAAGGUGGUAGUGACAGACUUCUUCCAGAAGCUGGGCCCUUUAUCUCUAUUUUCAGCAAAUAAGAGAUGGACAGCUCCUCGAAAUAUUCAUUUUACCACUGAAGAAGGAGAUUUGGGAUUUACCCUCAGAGGAGGUUCCCCUGUACAAAUUCAUUUUCUGGAUCCAUACUGCUCUGCUGCACUGGCAGGUGCUAAAGAAGGAGAUUAUAUUGUUUCUAUUCAAGAUACAGAUUGUAAGUGGUUGACAGUAAGUGAAGUCAUGCAAAAACUGAAAGCUUUAGAGGAGGAAGAUAUUGAGAUGAAAGUUGUCAGUCUUAUGGAUUCAGCAUCUUCUAUGCAUAAUAAGUGUGCUACCUAUUCUGUGGGAAUGCAGAAGACGUACUCCAUGAUCUGCUUAGCCAUUGAUGAAGAUAAAAUUGACAAAAGCAAAAAAAUCUCCAAAAAACUGUCUUUUUUAAGUUGGGGAACCAACAAAAACAGGCAGAAAUCAGCUAGUACUCUCUGUCUCCCAUCAGUUGGGGUGGCAAGACCCCAGAUCAAGAAGAAACUUCCUUCUCCCUUUGGUCUUCUCAAUACAGAAAGUUCACUGUAUUAACAUUUCAGCAAAUGAAGCUAUUUCUCACUGCUGAGUAGCUCUCAAUGUAUGUGCCAUAAUGUGAAAUUUAUGAAUAUAUUUAAACCUGUUUUCCUAGAUUUUAAACUUGCAUGUGGCAUUUGCAUACUAAACUAAAGUGCCAAAACUGGAUUUAUAGAAGGCAUUUAUUCUGUCGUCUAUUUGAAGUGUGUCAAUUUUGGGUACAAGUUAUUUAUUGCACAUAGUAAUGCAUAUAGAAUAGUGUUGAAAAUAUGAAGGAUAGUCUUCACAGACUAAUUGUAUUACUUUUCCCUAUAUAAGUUUUAAAUUAAUAUUACCUAUAUUUACUCUAUUUGUAAUAGAUUUAGAGUUUGGGGAAAAAAGAGAAAAUCUUUUAAUUUUCAUUCAGACAAAUGUUAUAUACAACAUGGCAGCUAGUAUCUAGACUACAGUAGUGGAUUUGACUUACUGUUAUAAAAAUAGUUCAUACUCAGUGACAAGUUUUACUUUGAUUGCUAUAUAAAGUGAAAGACAAAUCUGCAUAUUUUUAGCAUAGCUGCAGGUUCUAGAUACAAUCUAGUGCCAAAUCUCAUGAUUUAUAUUAUAUAAUGUGUUAAGACUCCAGUAGCAGAGGCUAUUUAGAACCAGCUUCAAUUUUACAUAUUGUUUAAAAAUAAUUUUCACAUUGCUAACACACUAGUGUUAGAUGAAAAUGCCAUCUACAGGGUAGAUAUUAUACUGUUUGAUACUCAAAACAUUUUCCAUUUUGUUUAAAGUAGGAAAGUGCAUAAAUGCACCUUGAUUAAACUGGCUAAAAACAGCCUAUUUUAACUUUUCUUUGCAAUAAAUAUAUAUGACUAAAGUUUAAAGCUCUAUGUAAGACUUUUAAAAUCUAAAUGCUUUCUAAUAACUUUUUUUUUUGCUAUGUACCUGAAUAAUAUAGGAACCAUAAAAAAUUCAUUGUAGACUGAAUCGUAAUUGCUAAACAUGCCAUUAAUACCUUUAAUACAAGUUUCCAAGUUUUAUUUUCAUCAGAAAAGUUUUAAGGGAGCAUCAUGAGAAUGUAUCCAAACAGUGCCUUUAGCAAUACAUUUGUAGAGGCUUAUAUAUUUAAAUAAAUAACUAUUCAUUUA
Messenger RNA from Monodelphis domestica (gray short-tailed opossum), 4261 nucleotides. RefSeq names its product rhophilin Rho GTPase binding protein 2 (gene RHPN2). The record is from RefSeq and is a predicted model, not a curated record. Gene Ontology annotation, molecular function: protein binding. NCBI's taxonomy places the organism in Eukaryota, Metazoa, Chordata, Mammalia, Didelphimorphia, Didelphidae. Gene Ontology annotation, biological process: negative regulation of stress fiber assembly; signal transduction.